GGUGUGACGUAUAGAGGCGAACAUGGCGUCUGCAGCGCGCGGUCUCGCUGGGCUGCGUGUCCGUGCAAGUGUCGUCGUGUCCGCGAGCUCGAAUACAGUACUAGCACCGUGUCGGCGCGCGGUGUGCACGCGGUCGGGCGCCGUUCUGCCCAAGCCGAAAAAGACGUCGUUCGGGUUGGUACGCAUCGCCAUGGUGGUGGUACCUUUCCUCUAUGUGGGGACUCUCAUCAGCAAAAACUUUGCAGCUCUUCUGGAGGAGCAUGACAUCUUCGUCCCUGAGGAUGAUGAUGAUGAUGACUGAACAGAAUCUCUGAGCUGAUGGUACUGGAGGAGGAGUAUGCUGCUGUGUCCAGUCAUUCUGAAGUGCUGCUGCAAAGUAUGUGUUUGAGAGAGAGAUUUAGAGCUAUGUGACAGGCUUGGACCAGCUUGUCUACUGUUUGCACUGGUGGUCUGUGUGAUACCCAAUAAACUCAACAAUCGACAAAACAGA
This is a messenger RNA of Electrophorus electricus (electric eel), 490 nucleotides long. RefSeq names its product single-pass membrane protein with aspartate-rich tail 1a (gene smdt1a). The record is from RefSeq and is a predicted model, not a curated record. Gene Ontology annotation, biological process: mitochondrial calcium ion homeostasis; calcium import into the mitochondrion. NCBI's taxonomy places the organism in Eukaryota, Metazoa, Chordata, Actinopteri, Gymnotiformes, Gymnotidae. Gene Ontology annotation, cellular component: uniplex complex.